Messenger RNA from Halteromyces radiatus, 1685 nucleotides. RefSeq lists its product as uncharacterized. Gene Ontology annotation, biological process: fatty acid metabolic process. Gene Ontology annotation, molecular function: medium-chain fatty acid-CoA ligase activity. NCBI's taxonomy places the organism in Eukaryota, Fungi, Mucoromycota, Mucoromycetes, Mucorales, Cunninghamellaceae. The coding region runs from base 46 to 1602 and encodes 518 amino acids. The record is from RefSeq and is a predicted model, not a curated record. The transcript has 3 exons.
UUUUUUUUUUUUUUUUACUUUCUCCUCCUUAUACCUUUUUUUGUAAUGUCAAGUCUUCAUUCUAUCUUUGAAACUCAUUCUUCAAGUCAUCAACCUGCUAUAGUUAUCCCCAAGUCCUGUACAGUUCCAACAACUUUGACAUAUCGCGAACUUGAACAAGUGAUACAAGACUUUAGCACCAAGCUUACCAGUAUUCUUCCUUCUGAAAGUUUGACGCUAGGCAAUGCUAUCUCCAUUGCUUAUCCCAAUAGUCUUGAAUUCGUAGUUAGUUUCUUAGGAUGUGCUUUUAUGCAACUGGUGGCAUCUCCUUUGAAUCCGGCCUACACCAAAGAUGAAUUCUUGUUUUACCUUGAAGAUGCCAAAAGUACUGUCAUGAUCGUUCCUCCUGGUUCCAUUCAACGUAACUAUGCUGCUGUCAUUGCUGCUCAGGAAAGACGUGGUGUCUAUGUGGUAGAAUUGUUUUGGGACGGAAACUCUAUUCAAUUGUAUUCUCCUUAUGCUCGUUCUACUUCUACAAUUCAACCUAUUUCUUUUCAUCCUCAACCUCAAGAUGUGGCUUUACUUUUACAUACUAGUGGGACUACUGGACGACCUAAAGGUGUUCCUUUGACUCAUCUCAAUUUGACAACUUCUAUGAAAAAUAUUAUUCGAACUUAUGAACUCUCUCAACAAGAUAAAACUCUUUUGGUAAUGCCUUUAUUUCACGUUCAUGGUUUGAUUUGUGGUCUACUCGCAACUUUAUUGUCAGGUGGUACGGCUGUGAUUCCGAACAGAUUUAGUGCUUCUCAUUUCUGGACAGAUUUCAUGGAUAAUGGUUGUAACUGGUAUACUGCAGUACCUACGAUUCAUCAGAUAUUGCUACGCAAUCCCCCAACACAAGUCCCCAAGAUUCGGUUUAUCAGAUCAUGUUCCUCAAGUCUUGCACCAUCUACUUUCCAUGCAAUUGAAAACAUAUUCAAGGCACCUGUAUUAGAAGCUUAUGCUAUGACGGAAGCAAGUCAUCAGAUGACAUCCAACCCAUUACCUAAGAAUGGAUUACACAAACCUGGAUCUGUUGGUUUUGGUCAAGGGGUGGAAGUCGUGAUUUUAGAUGAUGAAGGCAACCCUGUGAAAGAAGGUGAAGUAUGUAUCCGUGGACUGAAUGUGACCAAAGGUUAUCUCAACAAUCCCAAGGCAACUGCUGAAUCAUUUACAAAAGAUGGUUAUUUCCGUACCGGUGAUCAAGGGAAGAAGGAUAAGGAUGGUUAUGUGAUAUUAACUGGACGUAUCAAGGAAUUGAUCAAUCGUGGUGGAGAAAAAAUCUCUCCUUUGGAAUUGGAUUCUAUUUUACUUAGUCAUCCCAGUGUAGCUGAAGCUGUGUCAUUCGGUGUACCGGAUGAAAUGUAUGGUCAAGAAGUACAUGCUGCUGUCGUUCUCAAAUCAUCUACUACAGAAAAGGAAUUACAAGAUUAUGUCAACUCAAAGGUGGCGAAAUUCAAAGUACCUAAACGAAUUUAUGUGACGGAUCAUCUUCCCAAAACUGGUACUGGCAAAGUUCAACGACGUAAAAUGGUGGAUAUUUUCUUCAAACCGAACUACUCUGUUCCUCUGGCCAAACUUUAGUUUGUACUAUUCAUAAUAUAUGUUGUAGACAAUAGUUAGAUUUUUUAGAUGUAUGUUUAUACAAUUAUUUGAUUCAAUAAAAA